Strongyloides ratti is the source of this 696-nucleotide messenger RNA. Its product is annotated as CAP domain-containing protein. The coding region runs from base 1 to 696 and encodes 231 amino acids. The record is from RefSeq and is a predicted model, not a curated record. The transcript has a single exon. NCBI's taxonomy places the organism in Eukaryota, Metazoa, Nematoda, Chromadorea, Rhabditida, Strongyloididae. Gene Ontology annotation, cellular component: extracellular region.
AUGUUUUCUUCAUCAGUUUUAAUUAAUUACUAUAAAAUUAUUAUUUUAUUAGCUUUUCUAACAUACCAAUUGUCAUCUAAAAAUAUAUCACAAUCUGAUAUUAUAAGCCGUCCCAAGAGAUUAUCUCGUCUUCCUCCUAAAUAUCAUCAUGUCUAUCCAAGUAUACCAAUUGAUCCACUCCCAAAAUCAAAACAUCCUAGUGCAGAUAAAGGAAAAUUUUAUGAGAAUGCUUUAAGAAAAUAUGUUGUUGAUUUACAUAAUCAAUAUCGUGCCAAACACCAUGCCCCACCAUUACGUUACUCAACAAAUCUUGAGGUACAUGCUACAAAAUAUGCUCAAUUAUUAGCUGAAUGGAAUGAAGGAUUAAUACAUGAUGAGUAUAAUUAUUAUCAGGGAGAAAAUCUUUUUUCAAUACAUCAAAAAUGGAUUCCAGAUGAGUGGGAAUUGGCAAAAAUUACAAUGAAUACAUUUUAUGAAGAGUUAAAAUAUUAUAAUUAUAAUAAAUAUAAUCCAAAAGAUCUUAUCCUUUAUGGACAUUUUUCACAACUUGUCUGGUACGAUUCACGUAAUAUUGGAAUUGGUUUUGGGACUGUUAAAGUUGGAAAAGGUUACAAAAUAUAUAUUUGUAUGAGAUAUGAUCCUCCUGGAAAUGUUAUGAGAGCAUGGCAAUUCAAGAGAAAUGUUCUUAGACCAUAA